UUCAUGUCAGAGAGUCGUUUACUUGAAGAUAACUUGGGUACUCCCGUAGUCCUACAUGUUUAUGACCUAAUCCAUCCAGACGAAGUAGAACGACUGCGGAAGGUUAACAACUACUUAAUACUUUUCGGACUGGGUUUCUUUCAUAGUGGUGUUGAAAUAUUUGGUAAAGAGUAUAGCUUUGGUGCAAACAAUAGUAUGGAGACAGGAGUUUUCAGUGUCCCUCCAAAACAAACAGUUGGAGCUAUAUAUCGUCAGAGCAUUCUCAUAGGUGAGACUUUGUACUCCGAACACGAAGUGGAGCACCUUAUUCGUAUUGUUGCAGCAGAAUAUCCUGGGAGUUCAUAUUCCUUGUUUUACAACAACUGUAAUCACUUUAGUAAUGACUUGUGUGAAAGGUUAUGUGGAAAGUCAAUUCCUAAGUGGAUAAAUAGACUUGCUUUUUUGGCAAGUUAUAUUCCCUGUAUUAGGACACAAAAUGAAGAGUAUGAUGAAGAUAUGGAUACACCACUGAUAACAAGACAAAUUAUUCCACCGACAGCGGUAUAAACAAGGCUUAGGAGCUUAGAUUGUGUUAGUUGAUGUUGCUUAUAAGAACCAGGAUUAAGUAGAAACGACUUACAAGAUACUAUCUCUUAAAUAUUUAAAGUAUUUCUUUUUCUUCUCUGUUUGUUUUAAAGGUAUUACAAGUCGCAUUGAUU
Galdieria sulphuraria is the source of this 698-nucleotide messenger RNA. RefSeq lists its product as uncharacterized. Gene Ontology annotation, molecular function: deubiquitinase activity. NCBI's taxonomy places the organism in Eukaryota, Rhodophyta, Bangiophyceae, Galdieriales, Galdieriaceae. The record is from RefSeq and is a predicted model, not a curated record. The coding region runs from base 4 to 546 and encodes 180 amino acids. The transcript has 3 exons. Gene Ontology annotation, biological process: protein deubiquitination.